Messenger RNA from Loxodonta africana (African savanna elephant), 2453 nucleotides. It is a transcript of the gene SDHA, whose product is annotated as succinate dehydrogenase complex flavoprotein subunit A. Gene Ontology annotation, molecular function: flavin adenine dinucleotide binding; succinate dehydrogenase (quinone) activity; electron transfer activity. Lineage: Eukaryota; Metazoa; Chordata; Mammalia; Proboscidea; Elephantidae. The transcript is spliced from 15 exons. The record is from RefSeq and is a predicted model, not a curated record. Gene Ontology annotation, biological process: tricarboxylic acid cycle; mitochondrial electron transport, succinate to ubiquinone. Bases 65 to 2059 code for a protein of 664 amino acids.
GCGACGCGGUGCGCAGGCGCAGUCUGCCGCAGGGGGGCUGGCGGGAGCGGCUGUGGUGGCGGACAUGUCGGGGGCCCGGGUGUUGUCGCAGCUGUUGCGCGGCCGGCGCCUGGCGCUGAUCCGGGCGAGCCCAGCAACUUCCCAGAUAAGAGCACGCCGUUUUCACUUCACUGUCGACGGAAACAAAAGGUCAUCUGCUAAAGUUUCAGAUUCAAUUUCGACUCAGUAUCCAGUUGUGGAUCAUGAGUUUGACGCAGUUGUCAUCGGUGCUGGAGGGGCAGGUCUGCGAGCUGCGUUUGGCCUUUCAGAAGCAGGGUUCAAUACAGCAUGUAUCUCAAAGCUCUUCCCCACCAGGUCCCACACUGUCGCAGCCCAGGGGGGCAUCAAUGCCGCUCUGGGCAACAUGGAGGAGGACGACUGGAGGUGGCAUUUCUAUGACACCGUGAAGGGAUCGGACUGGCUGGGGGACCAGGAUGCCAUCCACUACAUGACAGAGCAGGCUCCCGCCUCGGUGGUUGAGCUAGAAAAUUAUGGCAUGCCAUUCAGCAGAACCGAAGAUGGGAAGAUUUACCAGCGUGCAUUUGGCGGGCAGAGCCUCAAGUUCGGGAAGGGCGGGCAGGCCCACCGGUGCUGCUGUGUGGCCGACCGGACUGGCCACUCACUGCUGCACACGCUGUAUGGCCGGUCUCUGAGAUAUGACACCAGCUAUUUUGUUGAGUAUUUUGCCUUGGACCUUCUGAUGGAGAAUGGGGAGUGUCGUGGUGUCAUUGCACUGUGCAUAGAAGACGGGUCCAUCCAUCGCAUACGUGCCAAGAACACUGUUGUUGCCACUGGGGGCUACGGGCGCACCUACUUCAGCUGCACUUCUGCCCACACCACCACCGGUGACGGGACCGGUAUGGUCACCAGAGCAGGCCUGCCCUGCCAGGACCUGGAGUUUGUCCAGUUCCACCCCACAGGCAUAUACGGUGCUGGCUGUCUGAUCACGGAAGGGUGCCGUGGAGAGGGGGGCAUCCUUAUUAACAGUCAGGGUGAGAGGUUCAUGGAGAGAUACGCACCUGUUGCAAAGGACCUGGCUUCCAGAGACGUCGUGUCUCGCUCCAUGACGCUAGAAAUCCGUGAAGGAAGAGGUUGUGGUCCUGAGAAGGACCACGUCUACCUGCAGCUGCACCACCUCCCCCCCGAGCAGCUGGCCAUGCGCCUGCCGGGCAUCUCGGAGACAGCCAUGAUCUUCGCCGGCGUGGAUGUCACCAAGGAGCCCAUCCCUGUGCUCCCAACAGUGCACUACAACAUGGGCGGCAUCCCCACCAACUACCGGGGCCAGGUUUUGAAGCACGUGAAUGGCCAGGACCAGGUCGUGCCAGGCCUGUACGCCUGUGGAGAGGCUGCCUGUGCCUCGGUGCAUGGUGCCAACCGCCUUGGGGCAAACUCGCUCCUGGACCUGGUUGUCUUCGGCAGGGCCUGUGCCCUGAGUAUCGCAGAGUCCUACAAACCCGGAGAUAAAGUUCCCCCGAUUAAACCAAAUGCUGGGGAAGAGUCUGUUGCAAAUCUGGACAAGUUGAGAUUUGCAAAUGGAAGCAUAAGGACGUCAGAGCUGCGACUCAGCAUGCAGAAGUCGAUGCAGAGCCAUGCGGCAGUGUUCCGGGUGGGCAGCGUGCUGCAGGAGGGCUGUGAGAAGAUCACCCAGCUGUACGGGGACCUGCAGCACCUGAAGACAUUCGACAGGGGAAUGGCCUGGAACACCGAUCUGGUGGAGACCCUGGAGCUGCAGAACCUGAUGCUCUGUGCACUGCAGACCAUUUAUGGGGCCGAGGCCCGGAAGGAGUCUCGCGGUGCCCACGCCAGGGAGGACUACAAGGUGCGGAUUGAUGAGUACGAUUAUUCUAAACCUGUUCAAGGGCAGCAGAAGAAACCAUUUGCAGAGCACUGGAGAAAGCACACCCUCUCUUAUGUCGAUGUCAAGACGGGGAAGGUCACUCUGGAAUACAGACCUGUAAUUGACAAAACUUUAAACGAAACUGACUGUGCCACAGUGCCGCCUGCUAUUCGCUCCUACUGAUGAGGCUGAUGUUCGUGAAACCUGCUCUUGUAAUUAUGUGUACUAUCCCCUGGCGUGUGUGCAUGCCACUGUCUUUUUAAAAUUAUGUACUCUGAUAAGUAAGGACUAGCGCUCGAGUAGAUUGUCUGCCCAGUGGCCAGCAGCUUGCCAGGAAGAAUUAAGCCUGCCUUUGUCUCUUACUUCAUUCUUUUGAAAUGAUAAAAGUGGGCACCGUUCUUCAAUAAAACGUAAAUGAACAGCUUUCUCUUAUUUCCACCACAUCCACUUAAAAUCUUGACCUCAAGCAUUUUUGUUAACCUGAACUACUACUAUACUCUGUCACACUGAAGCACAUUUAUUAAUUUAUUCUGAAAUAAAAAUGAAUUUUGGUGGUACCUGACAGCAGAUGAAGAAA